Molecule: messenger RNA, 1652 nt
Organism: Hydra vulgaris (swiftwater hydra)
Lineage: Eukaryota; Metazoa; Cnidaria; Hydrozoa; Anthoathecata; Hydridae
Source: RefSeq, a predicted model, not a curated record
GGUUGUUAAAUAAAACAAAACAAAAAAUUGUUAGUUUAACGUCUCACUUUUAGCAUUUUGACGUUACUUUAUACCUUGAGGCAUGUUUAUCUACUAUUAUAAAUUAGCGUAAACUUUUGAUGAAACGAUUCAUUUAUAUUAUAGUCAUAAAAUAUAGAUCAAGUGGCUGCACAUCUACAAGAAAGAUUAGUAUGUAAUCAAAAGAUACAUUUUUCACUUGCACUAAUAUGAGCAAAAUAGACAUAUAUACGAGCAUUUUUCAUAUAAACGCAUGAUUGUAAUGUAGAAAAAACAAGUUUAUUUUAAAAAAUCAUUACAUUAAAGUAGAUAAAUAAUGAUGGUACUUUUUCUUUAACUAUUAAUUGUUUGUUAUUUAUUUAAGAUUUUAAUAAAAAUGUCUGAAAGUCAAAGCGAAGAUUUUGUUUUAAAAUGUCUACUUCUAGUGAUAUCUUCUAUCAGUCUUUUAGUAAAUUUUCUUCUGGCGUGUUUUCUUUUGCGUAACAACAAACAUAUUUUAAAAAGAAAGUCAAACAAGUUUUUGUUUAAUAUGGUUUUAUCUGAUACAUGCGUUUCUAUAGCAACCGUUUGUUUUGCUGCAUCUAUUAUUUCGGACAAGAGACUCAGCACCGACGCCAUGUUCCAUACUCAGCAGCAACAUUGGCUUAUUUUGAUUGCAGCGUUUGCUCCAAUAUCAAUCUCAAAUUUAAUGCUUCUAACAAUAGAUAGAGUAAUAGCAGUGACGAAACCGUUUUUUUACACAGAUAAAUUUUUGAACAAGUACGUGUAUUACUUCAUAUCAAUUUCUUGGCUUUUUGCAGUUCUAGAUAUAUUAACCUUUGAAUUACUUGCAACUUAUGUUGAGGUCUUCCAUGAACUUUUUUAUACUAUUUUACAUUCUUGUCUUGUGUGUUUCAUAUCUUUAGGGUUAAUAACUUUAACUUUGUCUAAUUUUUUUAUAUUUGUUGAGGCCAGACGCCAGCUCCACAAGAUAAACGCUUUAUCUGCAAAUCAGCUAAACCACAAAACUUUAGGUCACGCAAAAGAAUGUCGAUUAAUAAGGAUAACCAUUGGAUUGGUAAUGGUUUUUUUAAUUUGUUGGAUACCUUGUUUUGUACUUUCACUCCGUUUUCUUUUGACGCAAAAUUUAAACUUUAGAUUCUUGAUGUCAGUCUGGAUUAUUGCAGUUGUAAAUUACUUACUUAAUCCUUUCAUAUAUCUUUGUUUAAGCCACGAUGCUAAAACAGAAUUUAGAAUAACGUUUUUUAGAUUGAAAACAUUUGUAUCUUCGUCUUCUCUCAAUAAUGGUGGAUCAAUAUCCAUUUCCGAAAGAUACCAAACUUGAACUUAAUUGAAUGGACAGAAACCAAAGUUCAAAGUGUAAACAAAAAGUUUCAAAUGAAACCAUGUUCGUGUAAACCAAGGUGGAAACAAAAAAUUAAAUAAAAGUAUUUUAAAAAAACCUUAUAGAAAUAUUUCUUCUAAUACGUCUUAUAGAAAUAUUUUGAAUUUAGGAAUAUGAGAUAUUUAAAACUACUGUUCAUAGAUUCGGGUGAAUAUUUUAUGUAGUAAACAAUGUUUGUAAUUAUCGAAACCAUUUCUUAAACAAAAAAUACAACAAUUUUUCAUCAUCGUUUAUGGAAACGACAUCUUUA